GCAGUGCUGGGAAGGCAGUUAGCAGAAGAGAAAGUGCACAGCACGCAGCCAUGUUGCAGUGGGGACGGGGCGCUCCGGCACCACGCAGCGACACAGAGGGCCCUAUGAGGCAGACAAUAUCCCACAGAUCAGCUCUGUGACACGCUCUGUCCAAGUCUGUGCAAGUGGAUGAUUCACAUCCAGUUGUUGUUUCUACUUAUCUCGUUGGGCAGGAACUUGCUUUUCUGCACUCCCCGUGCCUCAGGGCACACGGGUCAUGGACACGGCACGGAGCUGCUCCACCAACACGUCUCCAGAAGGGUUCACCUUUUUAAACUGGAAUGCUUCUUUCACUUCCUCCCCCCCCUCCCCCAACACAGCUCCUGUUGUGAGCGUCUGCUCUGCAUCGUCUCUUUCUAUCUGAGUGAGGCACAGUUACACGGCGCGGUUGGCCGCUCUGCAUGAAGCAUACAGACGUGCCCAGGUCUCCGUUGCAGUCAAAGGAAGAUGGGAGCGACUCAGAGAGUAGGCAGUGCCUACUGUGUCCUUUCAGAGGGAAAUAUUUUGGUCUCCCGUUCCGCUUUUCCUAAAUGUCUAUUCCUGUAGCCCCAGGGAGAUGCCUUACAGUGUGUUUUUCCAUGACAGAAGUUCCCAGCAAACUGAUAUUUUUUGCAGGGGUCCCACCCAGCUGUGAGCCCUCCCAGUGCGGAGUAGCAGUGAGUCACGGUGCCUUCAAGUGUGUGUGGUGCGACGGAUCCCAAGACAUUUUGGCAGCAAUUGUGGCAAAUGAGCCGUUUUGUUCGCUGGCAGAAAGCACCAGAGAUGGGAGUGCUGUCUGAGCCCUGGCAGGGUGCUUUUUUCCCCCAAAAAACCGAUCGCUUUUCUUCCUGCCAAGCAGCCUUUCUUCUCUUUUCUUUUUCUUUUUUUUUUAAUGUGCAAAAAGAAUGUAACUGUCUGCAGAAACCUCCUGGAGAGCAUCACUGCACCGGGAGGCUGGGAUGGAAAACAGGGGGAAGAACACGAUUAACCUGGGGCUGAUGGUGGGCAGGUUUCCAUCUCGCACUGAGCUCGGAGGGCUCAGCUUGCAGGUCAUAACCUUGGGGCUCUGAUGGCUUCUAGGAAGGGCCAUAAGGUGAUGGGGAUCUGCGGGCAUCCCGUGUGCUGUGCUGGGGUUCGGCAGCAUCUCCCAGUGCCUGCACCAUCGUGAUGGGGAGAGGGAAGGGAGCAAAAGAAAUCCGAGGCGUCUGUUUUGUUCUAAGGAAGCUGUCGGUGUUGCUGCUGUGUGUAAAUGAGCUGUGCUGCAUACAUUUGCAGGCAUUCCGUUGUAUUUAAGAAAGAAACACAGGGGAGCUCUUUCUGAUAUUCCCUUCCUGCAAGUUCCUUCUUUCUAUGUGGCAGUUUUCUGCUGAGUUUGCCUCUUUCUGAGCUUAGUUCCUCAGGUGCUGACCCAAAAGCUGAGCAAGCAGUGCUGAUGUGAUCCCCACAUAGAACCAAACUGUCCUGCAGCACAGUUUCCUGCAGGCAAUGACCCAGCAAAGCACCUUUGGAUACUUCCGUGUGUGAUUUCCAACUGUGCUGUGAGCAAAGAAAAGCUGUGCCGCUGCUCACUGGGAGCCAGAGGAUGAGCAGAGCUAUUGGAGAUCGAUCCCUUUGCACUCAGCCACACAUCAGUGGCAGCAGGCACAGGAAUGCCAUUACACUGAGCCCGGAGCAGCUGCCCUCGCUGUGCCCGGCUCCGGGUGUCUGCUACGUGCAGCUCGGAGUGUUUGCAUUCCUCUGCUGGGUCCCAAACCCUCCUGCAGACGGGGCCCCCCAAAUUCUCUACGGUCUGGAAGACCCAGAAUAGCCUCGGGAGAUGUAUGGGAUGUAUAGGUUGAGAUAGUGGAAAUAUGUCCUGCAUUUGUAUGACGUGUUUGGCUAUAUAUAAGGGUACAGAAAUGCACACCGUCCCCACUCAGCGGUCCCGGUCGCCUCUGCUCAUUGUCACUCUGUGAUCCUUUGCGUCAUGCUGUCUUCCUGGCAAGCUUUCCAGAUGUAGGAUUUCUAUACAGCUGAUACACUGUGCCAAGAGCUGUGUGUCUGCCAAUGCUCCCAAGCGCUGCACCUCUCAUCCCUGCGCCAGGAAUCCAAACCAUGGGCCAACAGCCAGGUGACAGCCAGCGUUAGUCACUGAUGCGCACCUAAUGGUCAGCUUCCUGGUGGAGGAGGCGCUGCCCGAGGUGGGGCACGGGACGUGCAUUCCUGUGAUCGCCAGCAAAGGCUGAAACACAGCUCCAACAGCGAGAGCAUCCCAGGGGUUGGGAAACUGCUGCGGCUCAGGGCUGGCCCUGGGUGCGUGCAUCAGCGUGAGCUCAGCAGCGAUGCUCCCCUGCAAGCACCACGGUGAUGUUUUCCCUUCGUGUCACCGCUUAGAGAAGCAAAUAAAAGGAGUCCUUGGGAAAGGCCGGGCUCCCAGCCGUAGGACAGAGUGCUGAGCGGGGGUCUGAGCAGACAUCCAUGCUACUGAUGGGAACUGCCAUCCCCUGCUGCUGGGGCUCCCAGCACUGAGCGUCCCCAUGGUGUGCUCCUGGCUUGGCAGCAGUCCUGGCAGGGAAGAGCUGCAGAGAUCGAUAGCGGAGAGGCAAGAGGCUGUGCUGCAGUCAUUAGUGCGGGAAGUGCUAAUUAACUCCUGCUUUUAGAGGUAUUUAUUGCUGAUAAAUGUAAGGAGAUUCGCUGUCAGAGAAUAAUUGUUUUGGAAGCUGUUUUGAAAUAUUUUGCUUUUCUUGGGACUGGGCCAGAGCCCCCCGUGGCUCCAACGUGCGCCGCUCUGAGAUGUCCCUGAAGCACGAGGGCCAUGCAGCUGCUUCAGCACUGAAGAGGAUUGCUGCAGACAUGAGCAACAUCAUUGAGAGCCUGGACACCCGCGAGCUGCACGUCGACGGCGAGGAGGUCGACUCGGAGGUGCUGAGUGAUCCCAAAGGUUGUGUGCUCCUUGCAGCGUGCAUCCCCUUCUCUGCCAUCUAUCACACCCGUGGAUUCAAGGAGCCGGGCACGCAGACCUACCUGACGGGAUGCCCCGUGCGUGUGCGUGUGCUGGAGGUGGAGCGCUUCACUUCCACCAAGAAGGUCCCAAGCCUCAACGUGUACACCAUCGAGCUGACCCACGGGGAGUUCACAUGGCACGUGAAGAGGAAGUUCAGGCACUUCCAGGAGUUCCACCGGGAGCUGCUGCGCUACAAAGCCUUUGUGCGCAUCCCCAUCCCCACCAGGAGCCACACGGUGAGAAGACAAUCCAUCAAGAGGGGAGAGCCACGGCAGAUGCCCAGCCUUCCACACACAGCCGAGAGCACGGUGCGGGAGGAGCACUUCUCCAGCCGCAGGAAACAGCUGGAAGACUACCUGUCAAAGAUCCUAAAGAUGCCCAUGUACAGGAACUACCAUGGAACGAUGGAGUUCAUUGGAGUAAGUCAGCUGUCGUUCAUCCACGACCUGGGACCAAAGGGCAUGGAAGGGCUGGUGAUGAAGCGCUCCGGGGGCCACCGCAUACCUGGCCUGAACUGCUGUGGUCAGGGCAGGAUGUGCUACCGCUGGUCCAAGAGGUGGCUGGUGGUGAAGGACUCCUUCCUGCUCUACAUGAAGCCAGACUCGGGGGCCAUUUCCUUCGUCCUGCUGGUGGAUAAGGAAUUCAGCAUCAAGAUAGGCCAGAAAGAAACAGAAACAAAGUACGGCUUGCAGAUAGACAAUCUCUCUAGGUCACUGAUUUUGAAGUGCACCAGCUACAGGCAUGCCCAGUGGUGGAGGCAGGGAAUAGAUGAGUUCAUUCGGAAACACGGCAAGGAUUUCCUCACCGAGCACCGCUUUGGGUCGUACGCGGCUGUGCAGGAGAACACGUUGGCCAAGUGGUAUGUGAACGCUAAGUGGUACUUUGAAGACGUUGCGAAUGCCAUGGAAGCUGCUAAAGAAGAAAUUUUCAUCACAGAUUGGUGGCUGAGCCCAGAAAUCUUCAUGAAGCGGCCCGUUGUUGAAGGGAAUCGUUGGCGGCUGGACUGCAUUCUCAAGAGGAAAGCUCAACAAGGUGUGCGAAUUUUUGUAAUGCUGUACAAAGAGGUGGAGCUGGCCUUAGGGAUCAACAGUGAAUAUAGCAAGCGGACACUCAUGCAUCUCCAUCCAAACAUCAAGGUGAUGAGACACCCGGACCACGUGUCCUCCUCCGUGUACCUCUGGGCUCACCACGAGAAGCUCGUCAUCGUGGACCAGUCGGUGGCCUUUGUGGGUGGCAUUGACUUGGCAUACGGCAGGUGGGACGACGAUGAGCAUCGCCUGACUGACGUGGGCAGCGUGAAGCGAAUGGGGGCCGUCAAGUCAGUGUCAACGGCCAACCUGGCAUCUGCAGCAGAGCCAUCUGGACACAACACCCCACAGUCUCCAGCUUCGUCCCCAGAAAGCCAUUUGUUCCAGAAGAGUGCUGAUGACGUCCCAGACAUAUCAAAAAUGAAAGGGAUAGGAAAACCCAGGAAGUUUUCAAGGUUCACUAUUUACAAGCAUCUCCAUAGACACGGCAUGCACCAUGCUGACAGCGUCAGCAGCAUAGACAGUGAAUCAAAUAAAGGAUCCAUCCGCAGCUUGAAGACGGGUGUGGGCGAGCUGCUUGGGGAAACCAGGUUCUGGCAUGGGAAAGACUAUUGCAACUUCGUCUUUAAAGACUGGGUUCAGCUUGACAAACCUUUUGCUGACUUCAUUGACAGAUACACCACCCCUAGGAUGCCCUGGCAUGACAUCUCCUCCGUGGUGCAUGGCAAAGCAGCGCGCGACGUGGCCCGGCACUUCAUCCAGCGCUGGAACUUCACCAAGAUCAUGAAGCCCAAAUACCGAUCCCUGUCCUACCCAUUCCUGUUGCCAAAAUCUCAGCAAACUGCUAACGAGUUGAAGUAUCAGGUGCCUGAUGCUGUUCAUGCCACAGUCCAGGUGAUCCGCUCUGCUGCAGACUGGUCGGCUGGCAUCAAGUACCACGAGGAGUCCAUCCACGCUGCCUACGUCAGCGUGAUAGAGAACAGCAAGCACUACAUCUACAUCGAGAACCAGUUUUUUAUUAGCUGUGCUGAUGACAAAGUUGUCUGGAACAAGAUCGGCGAUGCGAUUGCUCAGAGGAUUCUUAAAGCUCACAGGGAAAACAAACGUUACCGAGUGUACGUGGUGAUCCCACUGCUGCCUGGCUUCGAGGGCGACAUCUCGACGGGCGGGGGCAACGCGCUGCAGGCCAUCAUGCACUUCAACUACAGGACCAUGUGCCGAGGAGAAAAUUCAAUCCUGAGCCAGCUGAAGCCAGAAGUUGGAGAUAAGUGGAUCAACUACAUUUCCUUCUGUGGGCUCCGAACGUAUGCAGAGUUGGAAGGAAAACUGGUCACUGAGCUCAUCUAUGUCCACAGCAAGCUGCUGAUUGCUGAUGACAACACGGUCAUAAUUGGCUCUGCCAACAUCAACGACCGCAGCAUGCUGGGCAAGCGGGACAGCGAAAUAGCCAUCAUUGUGCAGGACACUGAGACUGUGCCCUCGGUGAUGGAUGGGGAGGCGUACAGCGCCGGGCGCUUCGCCCAGUCCCUCCGGCUGCGCUGCUUCAGGGUUGUCCUCGGCGGCUCCGAUCUCAAUCCAGACCACCAGGAUCCCGUCUGCGAACGGUUCUUUAAGGAGGUGUGGAUCUCCACGGCAGCUCGCAAUGCCACCAUCUUCGAUAAGGUAUUCCGAUGCCUUCCCAGUGACCAGGUGAAUAAUUUAGCCCAGCUGCGUGACUUCAUCAACAAGCCAAUACUAGCAAAUGAUGAUCCUGUGAAAGCAGCUGAAGAGUUGAAAAAGAUUCGUGGGUUUCUGGUACAAUUCCCCUUCCGUUUCCUGGAGGAAGAGUACUUGCUUCCCUCUGUUGGAACAAAGGAGUCCAUGGUACCCAUGGAGGUUUGGACUUAAGGAGAUGCAGACUGCUUUACUUUGUAAAGUUUGGUUCUCUGGAGGCAAACUGAUGAGCGAUAUGUGAUUUCUGAAAGCUGUUCAUUGCUAAGGGAAGCAAAAAAGAUCUCCACCAAGCUAAUGUGCCUUUCUCAAGGAUCUUGGUGGAGGAACUUCAAGCAAAUCAACACUAGAAAGGAGAGGAGCAAAAAGACUCGGAAUUUAUGACAAAUAAGAAGUUUCAGCUCUGAAGGAGUUACUUCUUAAGGCAUGUUCUGAGCUCCUAAAGGAUGCAUGCCACUUCCUAGGACAGGGAACAAAUCCUAGCUGCUGUUGUUACUACUGUCAGCUGCGUGCUGUGGUCACACAUGCGCUGUGGGAGCCUCCUCAGGCUCUGGGGCAACACGUGGUGGCUCAGCAGAGACCCUCACCUCAUUUUGGGCACCAUCAGAGCCCUUUGAGCAGCUCUGUCACUGCAGGAGGUGCUGCCCAACCAUCACUGCUUGCCAAGCGUGGAUGUUGCAUCUCUUAGUUGGAAACAUACAAACAAUCUGUUGUCGGAAUCAGUAUUUUGGUCUCUUCUCCCCUCUAGGGGAGGAAAAAUACUGUUUUUCCCUUGGCUAGAGCAAUCAGCAUUCCUAUGUGCAACAUGGUGCUGUGUGGGUGCUGACAAAGGGCAGCCUACGUGGAGCUGAAGGUGUUGGCAAUCAGCAGCUCUCUGGCCUUUACAGAAAUACAGCGCAUCACUUUGUUUAAAAGGCACAUGAAAGCUUUUUCCAGGUAUUAAACUAAAGCCUUAUGUCUCUGGAGCUGAAGGCAGAUGAGGCAUUGAGUGCGACAGGGAACAGCUACUCGUAAGCUAGCAUGAGCCAAGCUGAACACUAUGCUCUGCAUACUUCAUUCAUGCCAUUGUAUCACAUUGUAUAGGCAGACCUUUCCAUUCCUUUUUUGCUCCCUAUUUAAAAGAAGGUUGAGGACAUGAAGCCAGAGUUGGAGUGUCAGCAGGCUGUGCUCAGACUGAGCAGCCAUAUCACUCUGUAGAUGGGGUAAACGCAAGGAGAGGGGAGAAUUCAGCAAAACCUAUUCUCUGAUCUUUAUUAGACCAGCUGUGAUCCUGAGCUCAGUUGUUCAGAAUACGUCUUCCCAGGUAAAACUCCACUCCCAUGCUAUUUGGCAUCUGAAGCAGCAAUUUGAUCCAGCAUCCUUGAGCAAAACAUUGCAGAUCCUGGGCUAGGACAUGGCCUGCUAGGUGCCAGCCCAGCCUCUGUGCCAUCCUCUGUCCCGCAACAAACUGUGCCUCCUAAUUUCAUGCCCAGCCCCAGCUGCAGCCUUGGGAGAGGAGCUUCCUGUGACAAACACUAAGAACACACUGCAGGAAACCCUCAGCAAGAGCUGCAGAGCUGGGAGGCUGAGCUCCUCUGCUGCACGAGGGCUGGGACUCAGAGAGGUGUGACCUGCAUUGCUCCACAUGCCCAAAGCUGCUCAGCCAAAAGCCCAGGUGAUCUGUAUUUUUAAUUUAGCUCAUUAGCAAGUUUCUUAUUACUUUUCUUAGCUCUUCCAACAGUCUCACCUGUUUUUAACUGGAAAAGAAUUACAGUGGUCGUCCGCCUAUUCCCAGCCACGUGGCUGGCAUCGCUUUCCAGCUGACAGUCUGCUCUGUCUUCAGAACUGUAAAUAGGCACCAGGUCACUCUGCACGGCGUUGCUUGCACAAAAAGUGAACACCAACAUUCCCCGGGCAAAGCACAUUUCAGCCAUGUCCUGCAGUUCCCUCUCCUUUACACUCGUGUUUUGUAGAUGGAAUUGCAAAUUUCUCCUUUCUGUUUGGUGAACUCGUGGUCUGAUCAGCCAGGUGGAAGCGCGUGUGCAGUAGUUACAUGAUCAUCUUUGGUCCAAGAGGUUGAUGCUUCUGGCCGGCAUGCUGCUAGCAGAUAACUAUGUUCUCUUGUUUUUUAGCCUUAAAAAAAUAUCAACCUGGGGUUCCCCACCCCUCACAGAGCCAGAGCAAGGUGCCAUGCAUCAACUGUUGGCAAUCAGAAGACAUCAAAGGUGUCUUGUUAUCCCACGUCAGUGCUGGUUCAGAGCUUUUAUCUCUUGAGAUGUUUUUAGCUGAUUUAGUUGGAACAAAGCUGCUAACUUCAAACAAUGACAGCCUGUCAGAUCCAUUGCAAGUCACAGAGAUUGGUAGUCAGAGUUGAAAAGGCUCAACCCCCACCGCCCGUAUGCAUGAACCUUGAAGAAAUGUACGACUGUCAUCUUCCAAGUGCUCUUAUUGUCCCCGUUCUCUUAUUAGCAAAGACAGUUAUAAUCAUUAAAUUGUAUUGUCCUUAAGGUGGAAGCAAGCUAUUGGGGCUUCAUAGCUAUUGGUGUUAGUGGAGAACAGCUCUGCACACCUAAGCAGCAAUGUACACUCCACUCAUCUGCACCAUGAGACCACUGCUGGCCCUACCCAGGCUCUGUGGCUCUGCUCGGAGACAGCUGGAGCUUUAUUUCUUAUAUUAAGAACCCUGUGAGGUUGAAGACCUUGAGAUAGACGAUAUCUGCAACUGAACAAUCGCUACUUCUUAGGCCUUAGUGCCGGAGCAGUUUGGCUUUUCAGACCUUCCAACUGCAAAGGAUUGCUCGCAGAUGUACAAUACUGUAACACGGGACGUGGGUUCAAGCACUAGCAAGCCUGGAAACAUGCACUGUUUCUUGUGGCAUUUACUCAUUAGGACUGAAUGAAAGGAGAGAGGUUUCUCCCAGGCUUAGGCUUUAUUUUGCAGCUCAACCAAGUAUGACACUUUUUUUUCCUUUAAUUUAUUCCUUACUAGAUGCCACUUUGGGAACUCACGCUCCUUAUCUUCAUGAUUUUUUUAAAAAUUCUAAUAUUUAGGAAUGUCUGUAUAUUGUUGUAUGGAUGUUGGACUGGAUAAAUGUUUCACAGUGGAAUUGACGCAUGGUUUAUAAACAUGAGGGCUAAGAUGCCAUCGUAUGCUAAGAAUGUUGCUAACAGUAAUGUCAGAGACUCCCCGUGCUUUGGCUGCUGGUCUCAGCUUGCAGCUGGGAGGCACAGAUCCGUGCUCUGACUUGUCUGCAGCUGGCCGAUGUGUUCACGGAGGCACCAGGCUAGCAAGUCCUCAGCGUGGGUUUCUCCAGGCCGACAGUGAUGGUGCACAAUGCCGUUGUUCCUUAAAUCCACGCACAAUCAGACUCGGGCUUGGUGUGCUGUUAUCACUGCAGUGGAACAGUGCCUUUUUGCACUUGUUGCUAGAACUGCUUGGGGAUUUCAGUCUAUACCCAGCAGCUGCAUCUGUGGUCCAUGAGAGGAGGUAUCUGGAUGGUCCUUUAAAUGAAUGCUUCUUUCUCCUCCUGCUGGACGUGCAGACCCCAGUCCCACUGCCCUGCCCAGGCCCCCCAUUGCUGCUGCUCUGCACUGCCGGUGGAAGGGAUGCAGCAGGAGCUGUGGAUGUUUCAAUGCAUGCUCGUGUUUUGUGGCACUCAUCCUGCAAAAGGCCCCCAGGAGGCACUCCCUGCUGCACAGCUGAGGUCCUGCUGGGAGCAGGAUGGGGGUGAAAUCAGGAGACUCAUGCUGUGCCAGUGAGUCAAAGUGGAACACACACUGACUACAACAGACCACUGAAUGCGGUGAUUCUGUAUGAGCUUUUGUUUCCUGCCUGCUUUCUUGUUGUAUUUUCAUAUCUUUGAUAAUUCCGUUGUUAACCUCUCACUGUUCUGUCCUUGAUGUAAAUAAUUGUGAUGUUGGAACAAGGAAAGACUUGUUCCUGACACCAGGGAAAAGAGAAAAACGUUGUCAAAAGUCACAGUUCCUGGAAUGUUAUUUUCUAUAUCGUGUCUCUGGCGAAACCUGUGCCCAAUGUGAGAACUCCCACUGCGGGCUGAGUCAAGUCCCACACCCCCACCUCCAUGAGCACCCACUAUCCCUUCUGUGAAGGCUGCUGGAACCCAGUUUGUACCCUCGUUUCUGCUGAUUAUUGCUUUCCUCUCCACUCUCUGUAUGGUAAAUUAAUGUGCAUUAAAGGACUGAAAAUACAACGGAGCAUGGCGUGCUGAAA
Messenger RNA from Gallus gallus (chicken), 9949 nucleotides. It is a transcript of the gene PLD1, whose product is annotated as phospholipase D1. Gene Ontology annotation, molecular function: D-type glycerophospholipase activity; phosphatidylinositol binding. Bases 2791 to 5916 code for a protein of 1041 amino acids. NCBI's taxonomy places the organism in Eukaryota, Metazoa, Chordata, Aves, Galliformes, Phasianidae. The record is from RefSeq and is a predicted model, not a curated record. The transcript has 26 exons. Gene Ontology annotation, biological process: cell motility; regulation of microvillus assembly; phosphatidic acid biosynthetic process.